AUGCCAGAAUGCCAUGAAAAAAUCGAGCCCGCUCAAGCAGCUGCUACUGAAGAGCCCGACUUUAGCAAUGCCGAGGAGCUUUUCGAAAGGUUCCCAUUCCCAGAAUACGCCAAACUUCAAGGUCCCCAGAAUUUCGAGUUAUGGAAGCUCACGCUAUCCACCCAUCUUGAAGCCAUCAACCUGGGUAGCUUUCUGGAAGAUCCCUCCAUUGCAGCCAACCUCUUGGAUAACCACCAAGCUAUACUACAUAAGCUACUAUGGGAUAGCUGUACCCAAGUUCCUCAGGCAUCUAUUGCGUCGAUCAAAAAUCCAACAGAUGCCUAUACAUUGCUGGAAAAGCGAUACUUCUCAAGUCCGGAAUUUCAACGCCGCAUUCUCUACAGUUCCUACCACAAAUUGACAUUCAAAGGGUACCAAGGAACACUUGAAAAUUUCAACGCAGAAUUCGACUGCUAUCUUGCUAGGUUGCAACUAGCUGGAGUAAAAAUCGACCCAAUAGAUCAGGCCAGCCAGUAUCUCACAGCUGUUGGUCCUGUUUUUACCCAAUGGGCCGGAUUUAUACGCAUUUUUACUCAAAGCAUCCAGGCCUUGGGGCUCGGAUCGAAAUCCCUCGACCUACAUUACCUCAUGGCCAGCCUACUGAGAGAAUGCCGAAUUCCCGGUACCUCUGCUGCUAAAGCAUACAACCGUAGGAGGUCUCAACCACCCAAGAAACAAGGCAACAGCAACACUAGGUCUACUAGAUCUGGUCGACCUAGUCGACCCGGCCAAUCUAGCCAACCUGUACUAUCCCAUCAUUACUGCUACUAG
Messenger RNA from Drechmeria coniospora, 810 nucleotides. RefSeq lists its product as uncharacterized. Bases 1 to 810 code for a protein of 269 amino acids. NCBI's taxonomy places the organism in Eukaryota, Fungi, Ascomycota, Sordariomycetes, Hypocreales, Ophiocordycipitaceae. The record is from RefSeq and is a predicted model, not a curated record. The transcript has a single exon.